Bicyclus anynana (squinting bush brown) is the source of this 5644-nucleotide messenger RNA. Its product is annotated as ankyrin repeat domain-containing protein 12. Gene Ontology annotation, molecular function: protein binding. The record is from RefSeq and is a predicted model, not a curated record. The coding region runs from base 64 to 4479 and encodes 1471 amino acids. The transcript is spliced from 8 exons. NCBI's taxonomy places the organism in Eukaryota, Metazoa, Arthropoda, Insecta, Lepidoptera, Nymphalidae.
CCCUCCGCGCCCGCUCGUCGCCACUCGCGCCAGCCCCCACAUGGCAUCGUCUAGCCUCUUGUUAUGGAAAAGCGCGCAGUCAGCGGCAGGGGCGAGCCCAUCCCGUCCAUACUCAAGAAACCCAAGAAGAGCUACGAUCUACUCGACAAAAGCUCCAAAAUCAAACGGAACGGCUACAAAAAGGUUGAUGUAAACACUCCCCUGCCCCAGGGCUGUACCCCGCUGAUGUACGCUUGUCAGCAGGCGAACUACAAGUCUGUUGUCGACACACUCAACAAAGACCCAUCAUCAGUGCGCAUCCGAGACCGCGGCCUCCGCUGCGCGCUGCAUUACUGCGCGUCGAGCGGAGCGGGCGCGGGCGCGGGCACGGCAGCGGCGCGGGCAGCGUGCGCCGACCGCGUUUUGAUGGCGGCGCCGGCGCUGGCCGACGCGCGCGACGCCGACGGGCUCACGCCGCUGCACCUCGCCGUCGUGCACGGGAACGUGCCGCUCGUGCAGACGCUGCUCGCCGCCGGCGCUGACGUCAACGCUAAGGACAACGAGCAGCAUACUGUUGUUCAUUGGGCUACAGUGUGCGGCGAGGUGGGUGCACUGCGCGCGGUGCUAGCGGCGGGCGCUGACGCCGCCACAUCGGACCAGCAUGGUGGGUUCCCGCUGCACUACGCGGCGCAGAUGUGCGGCGCGCCGGCCGCCACCGACCACCAGAGUCGCGGCGCCGCGCUGGAGGUGCUGCGCGCGCUGGUGCGCGAGGGCGGCGCGCGCGUGGUGGUGCGGGACGCGGACGGACGCACGCCGCUGCUGUGGGCCGCAUCCGCCGGCUCGGCCGCCGCCGUGCUGGCGCUGCACCAGGCCGGCGCCAGCGUCGACGACGCCGACAGAGACGGAUUGACUGCUCUGCACUGCGCAGCAGCCCGCGGCCACACCGAAGCCCUGGAGACGCUGGUGGGGCUGUGCGGCGCGCGCGUCGACGUCGCCGACUCGCACGGCUGCACCCCUUUACAUUACGCCGCGGCUUUAGGGCAUGCUGACGCUACUUCCGCCCUACUCGUCCAUGGUGCUGAUUCACAUCGACAAGACCGCAGGGGCAGAAGUCCUGCGCACACUGCUGCCGCUAAAGGACAGAUAGAGACUGUCCGUAUACUGGGCUCAAGGGGAGCAAAUUUAUGGUUGAGAAACUCCAAGGGAGACUUGCCUUUACAUGAAGCAGUAGCAUCAGGACGCAGAGAAUUAGUGAAAUGGUUACUUGAUGGAAGACCUUCACAAGUCAAUGCUACAAAUCAUGAAGGGAGAACGCCUUUACACAUUGCAGCGGCCACUGAUAAUGCAGAUCUUUGUCGUUUAUUACUAGACCGUGGCGCUGAAGUUAACCCUGUAGCUAGAUCAUCAAAAAAUGAACCCUUGACUCCGUUAGACUGUGCAGCGAGCAGAGGACAUAGAUCGACAGCUAAGUACUUGCAGAUGCACGGAGGUUUACCAGCUUCUAAGCUAUCAAAUACCCAAGUUAUUAUAGAUAGUACCCAAAUCACUGGGUUACCUACUAGAAAAGUGACGAGUACAAAAAUUGAUGUACGUGAUCGAAUAAGAAUCGAAAAACGUGAAGUAGUUGAACUUUCGAGUCCCGGUUCAGAGAAGCGUACGAUAGUUAAACAAAGAAGUGAGGUUAAUUCAUUAAGUUCAUCAUCAGAUGAGCGUAAAAGUAAAAGAAAGCAACAAACUGAAUAUAAUGACCGAUAUCGAGAUCGAAGAAAAAGGUUAUCUGAAAAACAAAAAAGUUUUAGUGAUGGCUACGAUAGUGAGUUUGAAGGACGCGAGAAACGAAAAGAUUAUAAACAUAAAGUGAAAAAGGAUGUAAAAGAUAAAAAGAAUAGAUCAAAAAGUGAGCCUAGUAGACGAAGUAAAGAAAGCGCAAAGCAACGUAAAUAUUAUAGAUCUACUUCAGAAAGUUCAGAAUCAUCGGAAUCAUCAGAUCAUUCUAAAAAAAGAAAGAGCAAGCGACAUAAAAAGCGUCAUAAAAGAAAAUCUUCGUCUACGACUGAAAGUAGUUCAGAGUCAAGUGACCGUCAAACUACAAAACGAAGAGGUAAGAAAACAUCUAUACAUAUUGAACAUGACGAUGAGAAACAAAAAGUCAAUAUUGUAAAAUAUAAAAAAAUAGAAACUCCCCAUCAAAGUUCAGAAAUACCAGAAAACGAUAAAGACGAUGCAGUAACCGACAAACUACCUGAACACACCGAUGUGGAACCUAAAGAAAGUCAACUGGGCAAAACCAAAUCUCCUAGUGAAACAGAAACGGAUACUCUUUCAGUUAAAACUAAUAUGGUUAUAACAGAAGCUCAAAUUCAUAUGGAACGUGAAUCAAGCCAACAUGGUAGUUCAGAAUUGACUGUUACUAUGGAUUCAUCGAAUAAUGUAUCAAUAGAAACUACAAACUUGUCUGUAACACAUAAGGAUGGAAGCGAAAAUGUACCCCAAGAAACUAUACAAGAAAAACUACUCGAAAAAGAGACCAAAUCUGAGUUGGUAGGAGAACAACCUGAAACAAAAACUGAAGAAAUACCACUUGAUACUCUAACCACAGAGAAUAUAUUAGAAAAAAAAACAUUAGAUACUGCUGAAGGAAGUGAAACCAAAACUUCUGAUGAUGUUGAGCCACCGAAGUCUGAGCCCAGUGUAGAUGUUGAGACUAAAAAAGAAUCAUCCAGUGACAAAGAAAUUAAAACUUCAGACAAAGAAUCUACAGAAAAAUCAACAGAAUUAGUUGAAUCACCUAAAGAAGGAUCUUUAGACAAAAGUCGUAAAACUUCAUUUACAGUUUUAUCAGGACCUGAUGAAGUUAAAAGCGACACUACCACCAAAGAAAUAAAAUCAACUUUGGAGAGUGCUAGUGAUGAAUUAGUUGAUUCACAAGACAAAAGCCUUACUGUCUCGUUUUCUAAUAAAGAUGAGGUGUUUAAAAUCAAGGACACAGAUGCGUCUGAACAUUUAAUGGGGGAACAUAUAGAACAUAAAGAAGUACUUGAAUCUGGAGAUAUGACUAAAGAAACUGAAACUAAAGAUAGCUUUGAAUCUACAGAAAAAAAUAUUGAGUCAACUGCCAGUGGCGAUAGUAUUCCACCCGCUGAUAAAGGCAUUAUAAAAAUUUUAGAUGAUGGUACUUCAAAUGACACGGUACAACAAAGUUUUGAACAAGAUGACCAAGUACCAUAUGACACAAAUUUGCAACGAUCACAAACAUCUCCUAGGCGAUUAAAGUCGUCAAAAGAUAGCCACAGCAGCAGUAGAAAAAGCAGUAUUUAUGAAACCGAAAGUUACAAAGUUCUUUCUGACACUGUAGGAACAGCUGAAGUAGUGGGCACUGGUAUAUUAAAAAAACCAAGUGUAGGGGAUGAUGAACAAGAUCAAAGUUAUGAACAAACUCUACGUAGAGAUAGCUCAUUCGGAAGAAUCCCAAGUAUAAGUGACAACGAAAUUUAUUAUAGUCACUCAGAAGCUAAUGGUAGAAGGAAACGUUUUCGUAAAAAAGGUAGAACGAAAAGCCGAUUGACAAUAAGAUCUAAAAGUGAGAAUUCCGAAAGGGGCUACGAAUCUAGUGGCUUAAUGGAUUCAGGUUUCGAACCUAGCCCACGACCGGUUCAGCGUUGUAUAAUGAGUCCGAGACUCAAUGCUUAUUACCAGCAAAGAAAAAGUGCAAAAGUUACGGGAACGUCCGAUAGUAAAAUACCGGUGCGGAAGCCAGGAGACAAAAGAGCAGUCGACAUGCGGUCGGUUACACAACAAAUACAGACUAAUAUGAGAAGAUAUUACUGCGAACGAAAAAUCUUUCAGCAUUUACUGGAACUGAAACGUCUGCAAAUAAGGACGAGUAAAGCGAACGAAGCCGUUCUAGUCAAACGUACAAUAGACGAAUACAAUAAAUCGAGUUUGGCUCACGUGGGUUUGGGGCCUUACAACAACACGGAUUACUCGUUUAGCAGUUUCGAAAAAUUUCUGUACAAUAGCCUCAGAAAGUUACAAAAAAGUGGCAAGAGACAGUUAGAUAAUUUACCAGAAAAGCCAAUAGACUUUGACUAUGGGGAGAGUGAGUUAUAUAAAAUGAGCUCUAUACCUGACAACCCUUGUCUCUGCACCAGUAAGACUCAUCGGUGUUUCCAUGCAGUGCAUGCAUAUACUGGAAUUCCAUGUUCGGCUUACAUUCCUUAUAAAUGGAAUCACCAUACAAUGCCAAAACCAGUAACAGCAGGCGCGACGGCCAAAUCCAAAGGGUUUCUACCUAAAAUAAAUUCUAAGCCACCAUCUGGGAAAGCUCACGUAACUCUCGAAGUAUCUCAUGGCACAGAUAAACAACUGAUAGCGUUGCCAGCUGAGAAACUGGAUAGAAAUAAGAAAUACUACGUAACAUUUACAGUGAAAGGUUCAGAGCCGACAUCCGACAAUGACAACGCUUCGCCGAAGUCUACCAAGAUUGUUCGAAGUGGCUAGUUUUAAACACUAUAUAGAUAGAACUACACUAAAGCUGACGCUUUAGGUUUUCAAGGUACUCUCAAGCCCUUGAUACUGUGCCUUUAUUAAUAGGCUAAAGAAUAUUAAAGCUUGAUAAAUAAAUUAGGGAUGAAUUUUGAGAAUAAAUACGUAACUAUUCAAUAUUUUCAAUGAUUUGUUAGAAUUUCGACAAAAUUCUAAUAUUGUUAUUAUUAAUAGUUUGAAAUAUAUAUUACCAGAUAAAUCAGCGAGGUGUAAAAUUUAUCUAUUUUUGAUUUUGUAUACUUAUCACUGCCAUUUUAUAAAUUUUGCUUAAAAACCCUACGAAUUGUGAUAUCGGUAGUUUAGAAGAAGUAUUAUUUGUUUUAUAAGUUAUUAUUAGAUGCUCUAUUAGUUAGAAGUCAGAAAAGAAUAACUAUUAUAGCAUAUUUUUGUAAUUUUAUCUAUAAAUUAAUCUGUAUUUUAUUAUUUACUUUAAUUUAGAUAUUAGGUAUACAAACGAACUUAAACUGUGAACAACACGAUAUUGUAUUAGUAUUCUAAUCUAUCUCUCUUUGUCAUACAGAGAUUACCGAUGUAUUUAAAAAUAAGGCUAAAGAAGAAAUUUUCAUCACAAAGACAAUAGGUAUAAAGAUAUUGGAAUUAUAUAAUACCUUUCUUCAAAAUUAUCAAAGAACAGCGAUGAUCUCUGUAGGUAGUUUAAUAUUUAAGUAGAUAAGACGAGUUGCCCCACGUAAUGUUCGAGUCAUCGAGUUAAUAUAAUAUAUGAAGUACAGUUUUAUGGUUUGUUAAUUUAUUUGGAGCUGAAUCGAUCAAGACAUUUUUAGCAACUCAAUUCAACAACUGCAGUGCAUUUUUCUUAAACAACAUCGUCGCCGAAUUUCUCAUCAAUAAGUCCAUUUUUCAUUUAUCCUCUUCUGUCAGCGAACUUUAACUUUUAGAUUACAAGCCCUUGGAAAUAAUUUACCCUUUUUUUGAUAUAGUUACAAUCUUCUAAGCGUUAUUCACGUUGGCUCAUUUCACAGGUUAUUUUUUCCAACGGCUUGUAGUAUUUGUAGAAAUUCCGUUGCGGCAGUUUAGGGUUUGCACUGCUGAGCUCGAGUCCCCUCUCAGAAUGAGAGGGGUUAGGUCAACAGUCCACGCUGGCCCAAUGCGGAUUGGCAGA